Lotus japonicus is the source of this 1644-nucleotide messenger RNA. RefSeq lists its product as uncharacterized. Bases 1 to 1644 code for a protein of 547 amino acids. The transcript has 5 exons. NCBI's taxonomy places the organism in Eukaryota, Viridiplantae, Streptophyta, Magnoliopsida, Fabales, Fabaceae. The record is from RefSeq and is a predicted model, not a curated record.
AUGGACAGAGGUGUCAUUCCUGCAACAACUUUAUUUGGAACAAUUUCGUACAAUUCGACAUCACCAAACAUUGCUUCAACAAGUCAAGUUGAUAGACGACCUGUGAGCAACAAUGCAAAUGACAUUGACCCUCCAGCAGAACAUGAAGAUCCCGUUGGUUUCGAUGACAUAAAUUUGAAUGAACCUGCUGACGAUGAUCCAUUAAUUGACAAUGAAGAUUUGGAAGAUGUUAACUCAGAUGAAUUAAUGAACGACGUUGCUGCAGCUGGUCAUGCAACAGUCAUGUGGGACAUGAGAGAUCCUACUAACGAGUGUGAGCAUUGCGGAGCCAUGUUCUGGUAUGAUGAAAGAAAGAGAAGGAAAGUACCUACAAGAACACCAAAAUUUCCUCUAUGCUGUUUGCAUGGGAAGGUUCAACUACCAUUGCUCAAAGCUGCCCCUAAAAUUCUCCAAGACUUGCACGCAAAUGAAACUGAUAAAAGCCGACAUUUCUUAAAGAACAUAAGGAUGUUCUAUGGAAUGUUUGCAUUCACGUCUAUGGCUGGAAAGGUGGACAAAAAUAUAAGCAAUGGACGUGGUCCUCCAAUCUUCUUGCUCGGAGGACAAAGUUACCAUUCUAUUGGUAGUCUCAUACCUCCAGUUGGUCAAAGUCCCAAAUUUGCCCAGCUUUAUAUUUUUGACACUGAAAAUGAGGUUGCUAAUAGGAUACAAGCUCUCAGGCCAAGCGGUGAUGCUCAUAAGUUGGAUGAGCUAAUUGUCAGAGACUUAAAAAACAUGCUAGAUGCAGAGAACCCUUUGGUUAAGUCAUACAGAUAUGCUAGGGAACGAUACAGAUGUGGUGAUUUUUCUAAUGUCAAGCUAAGGUUAAUUCGGCGGAGGGACAAAGAUGGGAGAACUUAUAACCUUCCCACAGCAUCUGAAGUUGCUGCGUUGGUGGUGGGUGACAUAGAUGCUACUGUUAAGAGAGAGAUCAUUGUUGAAACACAAUCCAGGUUGAUCAAGCAUAUUGACCCUACAUAUCCGUCAUUUCUUGCACUUCAAUAUCCACUAUUGUUUCCAUACGGGGAGGAUGGAUGGAGACGGGGUAUUUUAACUAAAGAUUAUGACGCACCUGGAAGAACGAGAAAAAAGGAUGACAUUGCCAUGCGCGAGUGGUUUGCAUAUAGGUUGCAAGAAAGAAAAGGGGAAUCACCUAUUGUUCUUCAAUCUAGGAGACUGUUCCAGCAAUUUCUGGUGGACUCUUAUACCAUGGUUGAAGCUGAUAGAAUGCGAUAUUAUAGGACAAUACAGCCGAAACUGCGAGUGGAACGUUACAAGGGAUUGCACGAGUGCUUGGUCCGUGGAGAAACAAAUGCAGCUGCAACAGGUCAGCGAAUCAUAUUGCCUGGAUCAUUUACUGGAGGGCCGAGAUACAUGUUCAACAAUUGCAAGGACUCAUUUGCCAUUUGUAGAUAUAUCGGAUAUCCUAGCUUAUUUAUCACUAUGACAUGCAAUCCAGAAUGGCCUGAAGUCAAACGUUUUGUUGAAACACGAGGUUUGAAGCCUGAGGAUAGACCCGACAUACUUUGUAGAGUUUUCAAAAUGAAGUUGGACGAACUAAUUGAUGACUUGAAGAGCGGAAAAGUGUUCGGAAAGAUUAGUUGA